UUUAUUUCUUUUUUUUAUAAUCGCAACAAGUCUCAGGCACCAUGGUUGCGUCAGCUAUUCGGAUGCGCACCCCGAGCGCCAUGUUCAUGUCCAGAGGAGCCGCCGCUAUGCGCCGGCCUCAGGUCUCCUCCAAGCUCCAGGAGGUGAUUCAGAACCAAGUGCCUGCGCUCUCUGCCCUUUCCCGCUUCUAUGCCUCCAAGUCUUUCCCUCCCCACACACUCAUCAGCAUGCCGGCACUUUCGCCGACAAUGACCGCCGGAAACAUCGGCGUGUGGCAGAAGAAGGCCGGAGAUGUCCUCCAGCCCGGUGAUGUUCUGGUAGAGAUCGAAACCGACAAGGCACAGAUGGACUUUGAGUUCCAGGAUGAGGGUGUUCUGGCCAAGGUCCUGAAGGAGAGCGGCGAUAAGGAUAUCGCUGUUGGCUCGCCCAUUGCCGUCCUUGUUGAGGAGGGUGCCGAUGUCUCUGCCUUCGAGUCUUUCACCCUGGCCGAUGCUGGUGGUGACAAGGCUGCCCCCGCUGAGAAGAAGGAGGAGCCUAAGAGCGCCGAGCCCUCCACCCCGGCCCCAGCUGAGGAGGCCCCCGCCGCCCAAGAGCCUGAGACUUCGGACGAGAAGCUCCAGCCCAGUCUUGACCGUGAGCCCACUAUCAGCCCCGCCGCUAAGGUCUUGGCCCUCGAGAAGGGUGUGUCCAUCAAGGGCCUCAAGGGUACCGGUCGUGGUGGUGUUAUCACCAAGGAGGACGUUGAGAAGGCCAAGCCCGCCACCACCGCUGUCUCCGGUGAGGCUUCCUUCGAGGAGAUCCCCGUCAGCUCGAUGCGCAAGACCAUUGCCAGCCGCCUGAAGCAGUCCAUGGCCGAGAACCCCCACUACUUCGUCUCCACCACUCUCUCGGUUACCAAGCUUCUGAAGCUCCGCCAGGCCCUGAACGCUUCCGCUGAGGGUCAGUACAAGCUUUCCGUCAAUGACUUCUUGGUCAAGGCCUGCGCCGUUGCUCUUCUGAAGGUCCCCCAGGUUAACUCCAGCUGGCGCGAGGAGAACGGCCAGGCCGUCAUCCGUCAGCACAACACCGCUGAUAUCAGCGUCGCUGUGUCUACCCCCUCCGGUCUUAUCACCCCCGUCGUCAAGAACGUUCAGGGUCUCGGACUCUCCAGCAUCUCCAAGCAAAUCAAGGACCUUGGCAAGCGUGCUCGCGAGAACAAGCUUAAGCCCGAGGAGUACCAGGGUGGCACUUUCACCAUCUCCAACAUGGGUAUGAACGCCGCUGUCGAGCGCUUCACUGCUGUCAUCAACCCCCCGCAGGCCGGUAUCCUGGCUGUUGGCACCACCCGCAAGGUCGCUAUCCCCGUCGAGACCGAGGAGGGCACCGUUACCGAGUGGGAUGACCAGAUUGUUGUGACUGGUAGCUUCGACCACAAGGUAGUUGACGGUGCCGUUGGUGGUGAAUGGAUCAAGGAGCUGAAGAAGGUCGUCGAGAACCCUCUGGAGCUUCUGCUGUAA
Messenger RNA from Penicillium robsamsonii, 1496 nucleotides. Its product is annotated as putative pyruvate dehydrogenase complex, dihydrolipoamide acetyltransferase component. The transcript has 4 exons. Gene Ontology annotation, cellular component: pyruvate dehydrogenase complex. Gene Ontology annotation, biological process: pyruvate decarboxylation to acetyl-CoA. NCBI's taxonomy places the organism in Eukaryota, Fungi, Ascomycota, Eurotiomycetes, Eurotiales, Aspergillaceae. The record is from RefSeq and is a predicted model, not a curated record. Gene Ontology annotation, molecular function: dihydrolipoyllysine-residue acetyltransferase activity. Bases 42 to 1496 code for a protein of 484 amino acids.